GUGACAAACAUGGACGUGUGAAAGAGGCUCAGACGAGUUGGAGAGUAAAAAUAACGCGUUCAUCUUCAUAACGUGUUGCGAUUGAACACGGGAUCAUUUGAUCACGUUUAAUAAUAUUUCUGAUGAACAUUACUGAAGGAAAGUAUCUGCUGUGGAUGAGAAUCCGGAGUGUUAAAACUGGAUUAUUAAACUGAAAGUGAAACUGUAAAGGACAGAUCUGUGAAAUGGCGUCUAAACUUUCUGAGGAGGAUUUCUCUUGUCCUGUGUGCUGUGACAUUUUUGAAAAUCCUGUUGUCCUGUCCUGUAAUCACAAUGUGUGUAAAAAGUGUAUUCAGAAGUUUUGGGAAAGUAAAGAAUCUAAAGAAUGUCCAGUUUGCAGAAGAAGAUCGUCAAUGGAUUUACUUCCACCAAAUUUAGCUUUGAAGAGGUUGUGUGAGAGUUUCAGGACAGACAAAACUCACAAAGCUGUGAUCGAUAAUAAGAUGGCUACAUCAGAAGAUUACCCUAUCAUAACUCCGAAGGAUCUGGAAAAACUAAAAGUUUCAAUAUCUACUCAGGAUCUGCCAUCAGCUUUUGAAACCAUGAUGCAUUUCCUCGACCAGCAAGAUCGUGUUGAACUUAAUAUUGCAGUGACGGGGGAAUCUGGUUCUGGAAAGUCCACAUUUAUCAAUGCUUUUAGGGGUUUGGGAGGUAAAGACGAGGAUUCAGCUAAAACUGGUGUAGUGGAGACCACUAAAGAACCCAAAGCUUACAAACACCCAAAAUAUAAAAAUGUGAAAUUCUGGGAUCUUCCUGGAAUCGGAACACUAAAGUUCAAAGCUCAAGAGUAUCUUAAACACGUUCAGUUUGAGCGCUAUGAUUUUUUCAUCAUCAUCGCUUCAGAUCGUUUCAGAAAAUGUCACGCUGACUUGGCCAAAGAGAUCAAGAGAAUGAAGAAGAAUUUCUAUUUUGUUCGUUCCAAGAUUGACUCCAGUAUUGUUGGGGCAAAGCGAAGAAAAAACUUUGAUGAGAAAAAGACACUGGACAUCAUACGAGAGGACUGUGUUAACGGUCUGAGAGAGAUCGGUGUAGAGGAUCCUGUUGUGUUCUUGAUUUCUAGUUGGCAUCUCAACAACUAUGAUUUUAAUUCACUGCAGGAGAGGAUGGCAACUGAACUCCCACAACACAAGAGACAUGUGCUGACGUUGCCUGUACUGAAUAUAGCCAUGGAGAUUAUUGAGAGAAAGAAGAAAUCUCUAGAGAAAGACAUUUCAAGAGUAGCUUUAUUAUCUGCUGGUGCAGCUGCAGUUCCUGUUCCUGGUCUUUCAGUCGCUGUAGAUAUAGUUCUGAUAGUAAAUGAGAUACAAAAGUACAAGACUGCAUUUGGUCUGGAUAAAGAAUCUCUGAAGAGGAUCAGUGUAAGAUCUGGGAAGAGUAUUGAGUUUCUUACAAGUGUGAUGAAAUCAAUUGUGUGUCAAGGAAUAACUACUGCUUCAAUUAUUCUUCUGCUGAGACAAAGCUCUCUUUAUGUAGCAGAAGAAGCUGUUGAGAGUGUUCUUAGUUUUAUACCCAUUAUAGGAUCUGUUUUGGCUGCAGGAUUGUCUUUUGUGGCAGUUUCAUACAUGCUGAAGAAAAUUCUGAAUGAAAUAGCAGAAGAUGGCAGGAAUGUGCUUCUGGCAUCACAAAAUAAUCCCAUGUAAUUAAAUCAGACAGAUUUUAGGCUCCAGUAGCUUCAUUUCUACCAGCGUUCAUGACUGUUCUAUUGUUCUACACUAUUUGGGGGUACUUACAUUUUUUUUGAUAACUUUUAAUAUAUAUUAUAUUUGUAAUAAUCGAUAUGACUCUAAUUUCGAUAAUAAAUAUAGUAGAUAAUGAUAGUAAAAAAUCAAUAUACUGUAACAUCAGUAAAAUAAACUCACAAUAAUAAAAUGGAGUGGUGGUGGUGUAGUGGGCUAAAGCACAAAUGGUAAUCAGAAGGUUGCUGGUUUGAUCCCCACAGACACCACCAUUGUGUCCUUGAAUAAAGGUGCAUACACACUGCCAGCGAUAUCGCGCGCGACAGCGACUCCAUCCCAUUAAUUUUCAAUGCGAGCACAGCGACUUCCGGCGACACGAGCUGUCGCGACCGUUGGCGCUAGAUGUGGGCGUGUCCAGCGACGCGACAAAGUUGAGAAAAGUUCAACUUUGGAGCGACUAACGGAAGCGACAGCCAAUAGGAGAGACGACGGGAGAGCUCACAUGAUCCUUCUCUCUCUCUCUCUCUCUCUCUCUCUCAGCUCCUGCAGUAACGGAAAGAUGGAUGAAAGGCUAAUUCUUGCUGUUAGAAAUGUUCCAGUGCUCUAUGAUAUGUCUCUUCCCACGUACAAGGACAUUUUUAAGAAAAAUACUGCGUGGAAAGGUGUAUCUGAGAUCGCGGGGAUUUUGUGGACCCAGACAGACCGGCGUUUGCGUUUUCGCCGCAGAUAAACCGCCGCUAUGGCAAACAGCACGCCUUGUUUCUCAUUCAUCUUUGAUAUAAAGCAUUUUAUGUACUGAUUCCAUUUAUAUUUAGUCUUUUCCCUCCAAAAUGUUUGUUUUUAGUGGCAAGAAAAGAGAUUAGCUGUCAACAGCAAUGGAAUGACAUCCGUGAAUGUCAUUUAUAAACGUUACUAGGCAACCAGUAGUGGGAACGCCCACUAGCGACUUCACCACCAGCCACUGGCGACCUGCAGCGACAAAGUCUCUGGCAGUGUGUACGCAGCUUUAGACACUUAACUCCAGGUUGCUCCGGGGGGAUUGUCCCUGUAAUACGUGCAUACGUGCUUUGGAUAAAAGUGUCUGCCAAAUGCAUAAAUGUAAAUAAAAUAAGAGUAUAACUCGAAUAAGUAUAAAUAUUUUAAUGGUUAUUUUUUAAACUUGUUAAAAAUUGUGUAACUGCUUGUAUUCACAGAACUGUGUUGAUUUAUGUGUACAUGAUCAUAUACUCCACUGAUUAUAGAGGAAUAAUUCAAGUUAUCCAGUGAAACUAGUUUAUAAAUGGGAUAGUUAUCUGUUCAUAUAAAUGUUGGGCUUGAUUAUCAGAUGUUUCUUUAUUUGUCUUUCUAUUGUGUAUUUUAUUAACUGAGAAAACAAGUUAUAAUAAAGAAUAAAGUUCAAUAAAUGAU
Xyrauchen texanus (razorback sucker) is the source of this 3122-nucleotide messenger RNA. Its product is annotated as interferon-inducible GTPase 5-like. The record is from RefSeq and is a predicted model, not a curated record. The transcript has 3 exons. NCBI's taxonomy places the organism in Eukaryota, Metazoa, Chordata, Actinopteri, Cypriniformes, Catostomidae. Bases 225 to 1679 code for a protein of 484 amino acids. Gene Ontology annotation, cellular component: membrane. Gene Ontology annotation, molecular function: GTP binding.